AUGCUCCCGACGCUGCACGACCACCUAGUGGCGGCCUACGCGGAGUCCGGCCGGCCGUGGCCGCCGCGUGCCUCGACCCGGACGACGCCGCCGCCGCCAGCCGCCGCCCAGCAGGCUGAGCACCUCGAGCAUAUCUGCUCGUGGCACGCCGGGUGCUGCAACCCGUUCUUUGUGGCUCCGCUCCCCGAGCGCCGUGCUCUCGUCGCGGACUAUGGCCACGGGACGAUCGCGGUGGUCUGCCUGCUCAGUGGCUCUAUCCUGCACGUGAUCUCUCUUCCGCCGCAUACCGAACCGUGCGGCUCUUCGGCCCUUCGCCGACCGCUCGGCGUGGCGAGGUCGGCAGCCUUCCUCUACGUCGUUGACGGCGCGGCCGCCUGCGUGCUCCAGCUCGACCUCGAGGGCCGCCUCGUCCGCUCGUUUGGAGGGGGGGGCGACAGCGGUUUGCGUGCGUGCGGCGACGACGCGAGCCUGCCGCUGCUGGCGCCAUACGGAUGCGCCUUUGCUGCGGCCGAAGCGGGAAGCGCGUGUGGCGGCUCCGAGCGGCGCCACUCUGCCGGCGCGAGAGAGCCGCUGCUCUACGUGGUCGACUCUGGCCGCCACCGCGUGGUUGCGUACUCGGCGGACGGCAGGCCGCGCUUUGCCUUUGGGAGGCGUGGCUCGGGGGCGGGGUGCCUGCACGACCCUCGCGGCGUUGCGGUGCACGGCGGGACGGUCUGGGUUGCGGACAUGUGCAACCACCGCGUCGCCCUGUUCACGGCAGAGGGCGCUCCCGCUGAAUGUGCGUCGUCGGCGACGGCGGCUCGCUCCCAGGAGGCGGCGGGCGAGGCCGCGCCUCGGGCGGGCGGCAGCCGCGACGAGCGCGUGGGGCGGGCGAUGCAAGCGGCGGGGCUCGGCGACAUGCUCGCGUGCUUCGAGCCUGGUGACUUGCACGCUCUGAUGCCGGCCGUGUAUGCGGACGCCGCGGCACACCCGGAGGCGAGGGGCCGAGCGUUUUUGAUCUCUCGGUAA
Emiliania huxleyi CCMP1516 is the source of this 1008-nucleotide messenger RNA. RefSeq lists its product as hypothetical. Gene Ontology annotation, molecular function: protein binding. The transcript has 3 exons. Lineage: Eukaryota; Haptophyta; Isochrysidales; Noelaerhabdaceae. The record is from RefSeq and is a predicted model, not a curated record. The coding region runs from base 1 to 1008 and encodes 335 amino acids.